This is a messenger RNA of Paramacrobiotus metropolitanus, 1912 nucleotides long. RefSeq lists its product as uncharacterized. The transcript has 8 exons. Bases 449 to 1528 code for a protein of 359 amino acids. The record is from RefSeq and is a predicted model, not a curated record. NCBI's taxonomy places the organism in Eukaryota, Metazoa, Tardigrada, Eutardigrada, Parachela, Macrobiotidae.
GUCAGACGGUGGCGAAGAUUUUAGUAUCGUUGGAUUUUUCUUUUGUCCGUUUCGUCCAGAUCACAGAUUAAUUCUUUGUUGCGGCGAGAUUAUGAUUCUGCGUGGAUGAUCAAUUGAUAUUUCUAAUUAAUUUGUAUAGUAUCCUGUCACAUUCCUGUGUAUACAUAAAAUUGAUUUACUUUUAAUUUGUCUUAUUAGCAAAGUGAUCAACGUUUCGCUAACACUGUUGUUGUCGAUGGACUGAUCCAAAAAGCCGGCUUUAUCAGAAUCAUCGAACAGCGUCAGGUAGCGCUGGCCUUUUUGUCAAAGGGAUUUGGACCAGGGAUUUCAAAAAGUUAUGGUUGAAUGAUAUCAUUAGUAUCACGGAAGACGGACAAAUUAAAUAUACGUGACCGCUAAUUAGAUUCCGUUCAACAUAAUAUUAUUAUCUGCUUUUUUUUGGCUGAAAAUGCGGCUGUGGCACUUCCCGUCGUCGGCCAAAAGGGCCGCUGAUAGCGCUGUACCAGGAUGGUUUUUUUAUUGUUGCGCAAAAUUAUUGUUAUUAUUGGCUGGCUUGACAGACUCCACGGUUCGUUAUUAUGGGGCCUACCAAAAUUUUGGGACGGGUGAUACAGUAAUCGCGGUACUGCAAAGUCACGGUGGGCCAAAUGAUUGGCGGAGUCGUUGGCACAUCGAGUGCAUGGACGGGGAAGCAAUGUGGGGUAUUCAUGACCUUACGGAUGACUUCCAGAGGUUAUGGUUUAUUUGGUGCAAAUUUAUGUUCCCCUACAAGCCACCAUCCAAUGGCCUGUACCCUUAUUAUCCCAGCUGCCACACGCGCAACAUCACCAUGGAAUUCUUUUGUUACGAUCCGCGGGAUAACGUGGCCACACUCAACAGCUUCGUUACCGGUUGGUGGGAUAACGAAUACCAGUUCCGUGUUGACCGCGUGAAAGACGACCGUACCUCCACGCUAAAAUGCUGCAAAACCCCGACCGGCUACUACAUUGAUUAUACUUCCUGCUUGUACAAAUCGACACACGACCAGUUCUACGAAUACUACGAUGGGUUAUACUUUGUCGUGCUGUGUGACACCGGAUAUGUAAUGACCGGCACGGCUGUAAAAAUACACCCGACGGUGGGCGAGUAUUACAUCGACUGGAUCCAGUGCUGCCGGUUGGGAUUCCUUGCCGGACCAUCCAUGAUACCUAUUAUGCCCAUCCCGCCCCGGACACUGUCCGGGCCACGGCUGCCUCAAUCAGCAACACUCUUAGCCCGGACUCUCGCAGACCUUAACGACACACUUCCGGCUAACAUGACCAUUCCACCGAGUUACUACCGCAUCCCGGACACCCACCCCAUUCUGGCUGAUGUCCCGGACUAUACACAAGAAUACAUGGGGCGUUAUAUCAAAGGUGAUGUCAGUGCCCGUAUCAACAUGCUGACCAAGCGGAUGAAGCAGACCGCAGUGGGCAGCGGUACUCAUCUCAACCAGCAUCUCCAGCAUGUCGGUGAUGUACCCAAGCCCAACAAUGACCAUAAACUGUGAUCGGCUUUACCGGCUGGCGCUGCCUAAUUCGUUGUUUGCAAAAUUGUUGUUUGGCGUAGAUAUCUGUACGUGUAAAAAAUUAAUGGUUGUGACAAGUGACAGUAUUUCCGCACGGGGUUGAAAUUUUCACGUCGAUGUGUUUUUGCAUAACACAUUUGCUUAACGGGUCAUCACAGACCUAUCGAUAUCGAGGCCUGCUCCAUACAAAUUUAUUCAUGAGUCUCGCAGCAUGCAAGCUGUGAAGUGAUUGUGAACUCUGGCUGCAAUGGAGAGGGUAAAUUUGAAUUAACUGUAAGCAAAGACUGGUUUCUAUUUUGUGAACUUCAGGGUUACCUUUUGGUGCAUCUUAAUAGUUUUAAAGUUGAUCUUGAUGCGGCAGUUAUA